AAAAAAGAAACUCUCGCUAUUCGCUUUUAUUCUAAAAUACCCCAAUAAUUUCAUGUAAUUACCACAAUGUCCCUUGACUCUGAAUCAUCUCCUUCCUCGAGCAGGGACUGGUUCUUCCCUCCACAAUCCUUCGUACACUCUCACCCCGCCAAAUCUCCCAACUACAUCCGCCGUUUUUCCGAUACUUCUCGCUUGUCUCGGCGUUACACCGAUUACCAUAGGUAUCGCAAGACUUCGUCCUCUAUUUCCGAUUCGCAUUCUUCUUCAACCAUCACUAAUGAUGUCAAGUUUGCUCGUACUCGACGGAGAUUUGAUUUUGAUCGUCGUAGUGAUCUCUCGCUUAAAAGUUCCGAAGUUGAAUUUUCUUCCAAACGGAAGUUGGAGCUGCCGGACGUCUCGAGCUCCGUUAAGAAAGUCUCUGAUACUUCUCGUUUGUCUAAGUCGAUUGACAGUUCGCUGAAAGUUCGAUGGAUUUUUUUGGCUAUUACAGCAUCGAUUUUUGUCGUGAGUUUUGCAACGAUCGUGCAUGAAAACUUAUAUUUACAGGAGCAAGUCAACAAUUUAGAGACCCGGAUUUCUAAUCUAAACAGCAAAUUACGAGUUUGCAAUUUGUUUGACGAUGGAAAUGAAGAUGAUGUACGUUCACCAGACGAAGUUACUGAUGUUUUUACAGAUAAAAAAUUAAAAACUUUAGCGUCAAUCGCAUCCCUUACACUGCUGUUUGCUCCUAUCAUUAUCCUUAAGUACAUUGACUAUGUCUCUAAAUCGAGAUCGUUGGAUCAUAAUUUGGAAGAAGUUUCACUCAAUAAACGACUUGCGUAUAAGGUGGAUGUCUUUUUCUCUAUCCACCCAUAUGCUAAGCCACUGGCAUUGUUGAUAGCAACUCUACUAUUGAUUAUGCUGGGAGGUUUAGCACUAUUUGGAGUGACAGAUGAUAGCUUAGUCGAUUGUCUUUGGCUAUCUUGGACGUACGUGGCUGAUUCUGGAAAUCAUGCAAACUCUGAAGGUUUUGGUCCAAGGCUAGUAUCAGUUUCUGUUAGCUUCGGUGGGAUGUUAAUAUUUGCUAUGAUGCUUGGCCUUGUAUCCGAUUCAAUAUCUGAAAAGUUUGACUCACUUAGAAAAGGAAGAAGUGAGGUUGUUGAACAAGAUCACACUUUGAUCCUUGGAUGGAGCGACAAACUGGGGUCACUUCUGAAUCAGAUUUCUAUAGCCAAUGAGAGCUUGGGAGGAGGAAUUGUUGUGGUGAUGGCUGAACGAGACAAAGAAGAAAUGGAACUUGACAUUGCUAAAAUGGAGUUUGAUUUUAAGGGAACCUCUGUUAUAUGCAGAACUGGAAGUCCAUUAAUCCUGGCAGACUUGAAGAAGGUCUCGGUGUCAAAGGCCCGUGCAAUUAUUGUCAUUGCUGAGGACGGAAAUGCUGAUCAAAGUGAUGCCCGUGCAUUGAGAACUGUUUUAAGCCUAACUGGAGUUAAAGAAGGUCUGAGAGGACACAUAGUAGUGGAACUUAGUGAUCUUGAUAAUGAGGUUCUUGUUAAACUUGUUGGUGGAGAGCUUGUUGAAACUGUAGUGGCUCACGAUGUGAUUGGACGUCUAAUGAUUCAAUGUGCUCGACAGCCAGGACUUGCUCAGAUUUGGGAAGAUAUCCUGGGUUUUGAAAACUGUGAAUUCUACAUCAAAAGAUGGCCACAGUUGAAUGGUAUGCAAUUUGAGGACGUAUUGAUUAGCUUUCCUGAUGCGAUUCCUUGUGGAAUCAAGGUUGCAUCACGAGGUGGAAAAAUUGUACUGAAUCCUGAAGACUCGUAUAUCCUGGAAGAAGGUGAUGAAGUUCUUGUUAUAGCAGAAGAUGAUGAUACUUACGCUCCAGCUCCUUUACCUACGGUAAGAGAAGCAUCAUUCAUUCAUAUUGCAAGACCAACGAGAAAGCCACAGAAGAUUCUACUUUGUGGAUGGAGGAGAGACAUUGACGAUAUGAUUGUGGUAUUGGAUGCAUUUUUAGCUCCGGGUUCAGAGCUUUGGAUGUUCAAUGAUGUUCCUGAGAAUGAGAGGGAAAAGAAACUUGUUGAUGGUGGUCUUGAUAUCAGCCGAUUGGAGAAUAUAUCUUUGGUUGACCGUGAGGGAAAUGCUGUAAUUCGGCGUCAUUUGGAAAGCCUUCCUUUGGAAUCAUUUGAUUCAAUUUUGAUUCUUGCUGAUGAAUCUGUAGAGGAUUCAGCUAUUCAGGCUGAUUCAAGAUCUCUAGCAACCUUGUUGUUAAUACGUGAUAUUCAGGCUAAGCGUAUGCCGGUCAGAUAUGCCAAGGGUACAGCACACAAAGGAAGUUUCUCACAAGGCUCCUGGAUUGGAGAAAUGCAGCAGGCUUCUGAUAAGUCUGUUAUUAUAAGUGAAAUUCUGGAUCCAAGAACUAAAAAUCUCCUUUCAAUGUCAAAAAUCAGCGAUUAUGUCUUGUCUAAUGAACUUGUCAGUAUGGCCUUAGCCAUGGUGGCUGAGGAUCGACAGAUAAAUGAUGUUUUGGAGGAGCUCUUUGCAGAAGAGGGUAAUGAAUUGCAUAUAAGGCAAGCUGAUCUAUACCUUCGCGAAGGUGAGGAGCUGAGUUUCUAUGAAGUACUUUUACGAGCUCGACAACGAAGAGAGAUUGUAAUUGGUUAUCGUUCAGCAAAUGCUGAAAGAGCUGUCAUCAACCCUCCAGCCAAGAAUGAGCGACGGAAGUGGUCUUUGAGAGACGUUUUCGUAGUGAUAGCUGAAAAAGAAUGACAUCCAUACUGAUAAUUUUACACCGUAGGUGGGGAUUAACAUAAUAUCGGACGGAAGAAAUGCGAAAACAUCAAAAAGUUUGGGAUUCACAUAAAUUAUUCAGGUGGUGGCUGGUCAACAGGUUUCCCUUUCGCUCUUAGCUUAGCUGUAGCUUCUUUAAGGGCUUCCUUUCUCUUUUUACUAGCUAGCACUUUUGCCUGAACCCCACUCAGAUUGGGGUCCUUCUUCUCUUGCGGUGGAGGUGGUGGCGGUCUUCUUGCCGCUGCCUCCGCCCUCCGGUCAACCACAUUCACACCCAGCAUUACCCCUGUCAGGAUCAAGGCAGUGUUUCUGCAAUUUUGAGCCACACCACAUUGGAUGUGUGGCUAAUGAUCUUAGAGGAAUUUGAACACAAAAAAUUUAUAAUGCAUGUAACUUAUUAUUAGGGUCAAUUGCAUCUAAUAGCAAUUAUGCAAAAGAAUUUGUAGAUAUUACGAAAUUUAAAACCAACUCAAAAUCUAUCGUUGAUAAUAUAAUGUUCACUUGUAUUAGACUUGUACCUGCGUGAGAUGAGAUUGGUAUGUUGAGUUUCAUUGCAAGCGUUACUGCAAGCUUGUGGAUUUGGAAGCCUU
This is a messenger RNA of Cucumis sativus (cucumber), 3359 nucleotides long. RefSeq names its product ion channel CASTOR. The coding region runs from base 67 to 2748 and encodes 893 amino acids. NCBI's taxonomy places the organism in Eukaryota, Viridiplantae, Streptophyta, Magnoliopsida, Cucurbitales, Cucurbitaceae. The transcript is spliced from 13 exons. Gene Ontology annotation, biological process: monoatomic ion transport. The record is from RefSeq and is a predicted model, not a curated record.